UGGCGCUGCCGUCACGUAAACAGUAAGCUCCGUAUUUAUUAUCGCAAAAAAAUAGUAAAUCAACGUCUUUAUUUAUUAAAGUAGUUUAAAAGUGAAAAGUAUCGUGUAAAUAUAACGUACGAAUGUUAUCUCCAGUAAAUAUCAAGAAAAUCUAGUGAAAUAUACAAAAAAACGAACAGUGAAAAGUGAUUGUGAAAAAAUCAUCAUAAACCAAUAAUUACUUACUAGAAAGUGCAUCAUACCGAAACAAAUACUGCUACUCACUCUCUUCACCGAGAAAAUACAUAAAACAUACCAUUUUGUGCUUUUGUUUAUAAUAAACUUAAAACCGACAAGAAACAGACGGUUAAUUUUAUUCAAAUCUGUGACGGUGCUUGACGAAUUUGAACUUUGACUACCUAACAUUAAAGAAAAAUGUUGAGAGAUUACGACAUCUAUCGAUGAAUACGUAUCACAUUUUCGUUCUCUCAGUAUCGGUCUAGGUGGCUCAGCGGCGAAUACGGUGCAUAGACAGUGUUAGUUUCAAGAGGUCCGCUGUUCGAACCUCGAAGGAGAAUAUUUAGUUAAUUUACCUUUUGACAUCUUUAUUGAAUAAUAUUAUUAUAAUGGAUGAGAAUAUUACUUACCGAAACAUUAGAAGACGAAGCAGUUCACUUCACAACAUUUCAUCGCCCUCAAGUAUGUUUGAUUCCCCAAUGACAAGCUUACCCAAUACAUCAAUAAAUAAUAGCUGCACAGUUCAAGACCUAAAUGAAAAAAUAAACACAAUGACGAACGACCUUCUAACUGCUCAUAAAGAAAUUGAUAAACUUAAUAGUGAGGUAACACGGCUCAAUUCUGAAUUACAAAAAUUAAUAAAAACCAACAACACUCUUAUUUUGGAUGAAAGCUGCAAUACAAGUACUCCGCGGUCAUCAUCAUCGGGACGUAAGAAAAAACGUAGCAGAACCAAAAACUAUAUAGAUCCCCCCAAACCGAAAACAAAAUUGACUACAAGGGAUGUACCGGAACGAGCAAACUCAUCGCUGUGAAGAAUUUAUGUACUCCGACCAAAAUCAAGUCUGAUGGUGCACAAUUGACUACGGAAAAACUAAUUGAACCUAUGAAAAAGAUUACAAUUAUUAGUAGUGAUAAUAGAAAUAAGAUACUAAACAUAUCCAAAGAAUGUUUAAACGGAUAUAAAUUCUGUCAUUAUUUGAUACCGAAUGGUAGCAUAAAACAACUACUAGAUAAUAUUGAAUAUAAACUGCAAAAUUACACUUAUAAUGACUUCUGUAUAUUAUUAAUCGGUGAUGCCGAUUUCCGUAUAACCAAGGAUUAUUCUCAACUAAUUGAUUAUAUUAGAAAACAAUUGUUAUUAGUCCAGCAUACCAAUGUGAUAUUAUGUUCUCCAACCUUCAAGUGUAAUAAUUAUAGUAACCUCUUUAAUCUACGUAUAGAAGCUUUUAACGACAGACUCUAUUUAGACAACUUAAAACAUGAAUAUGGUUUUAUAUUAGACUCAAACAGAAAUUUGACGUACUCGAAUGAUAUGUUUAAUAAUUCUGGCUUAAUUAAUAACUUAGGAACUAAAACAAUAUUUCGCGACAUUCUGAAACUGAUCCAUUCGAUUGAACAAUAUAAUCAGACAUUAUCUAAUAUAAGUUUAACAUAUAAUAAUUAUUAUGAUGAUGACAUUACUAUUAUUCAUGACGAGAAUAAGCUUUUUCGAAUGUAAUUAUAUGAACGUAUUACAUGUAAAUAUUAAUGGUUUUCUUAGUAA
This is a messenger RNA of Chilo suppressalis (striped riceborer), 1762 nucleotides long. NCBI's taxonomy places the organism in Eukaryota, Metazoa, Arthropoda, Insecta, Lepidoptera, Crambidae. The record is from the annotation of a GenBank genome assembly.